Molecule: messenger RNA, 635 nt
Organism: Coccomyxa subellipsoidea C-169
Lineage: Eukaryota; Viridiplantae; Chlorophyta; Trebouxiophyceae; Coccomyxaceae
Product: ribosomal protein L24
Exons: 5
Coding region: 52-486 (144 amino acids)
Biological process (GO): cytoplasmic translation; ribosomal large subunit biogenesis
Cellular component (GO): ribosome; cytosolic large ribosomal subunit
Molecular function (GO): RNA binding; structural constituent of ribosome
Source: RefSeq, a predicted model, not a curated record
AUGCAAUUUUGAUGCACUCCAACUUCACAGUGGAAGAAGGGUGCACCCACAAUGAAGUUCUCCACGACAGUGAGCUCCUCCAGGAGGAAGAGCCGCAAGGCUCACUUCUCAGCACCUUCAAAUGUCCGGAGGAAACUUAUGAGCGCUCCUCUGUCGAAGGAACUGCGCACCAAGUACAGCGUGAAUGCUGUGCCAGUGAGGAAGGAUGACGAGGUCAGCGUUGUACGAGGAACGUACAAGGGGAGGGAAGGAAAGAUUGUGCAGGUAUACAGAAAGAAGUGGGUCAUCCACAUUGAGCGCAUCACCCGCGAAAAGGUCAACGGCGCCACAGUGAAUGUGGGCAUUGACCCCAGCAAGGUGGUGGUGACUAAGCUGAAGCUGGACAAGGACAGGAAGGGGCUGCUCGACAGGAAGGGCAAGAAGGACGACAAGAACAAGGGCAAGUUCAGCGAGGCAGAGGUGGAGGCCAUGCAGGACGUGGACUAAGCUGUCUCUUGUGCACAUUUCUAGUACUGCUUGCAGAUUGUUGGUCAGCCGUGACUGAUUCCAGAAACGCUCAUGUCCUUAGCUGCGGUGCAAUAAGGACUUGACCGGUUGCAGCUGCGCGCUGCCUGUAACAUACACACUGCUGCAUC